Sebastes umbrosus (honeycomb rockfish) is the source of this 5770-nucleotide messenger RNA. Its product is annotated as rab effector MyRIP. Bases 600 to 4502 code for a protein of 1300 amino acids. Gene Ontology annotation, cellular component: cortical actin cytoskeleton. The transcript is spliced from 16 exons. Gene Ontology annotation, biological process: intracellular protein transport. NCBI's taxonomy places the organism in Eukaryota, Metazoa, Chordata, Actinopteri, Perciformes, Sebastidae. Gene Ontology annotation, molecular function: small GTPase binding; actin binding; myosin binding. The record is from RefSeq and is a predicted model, not a curated record.
UUUACAGUUAUUUAUGGAAGUUAUUGUGAUACAGUGACAGCUAGAAAUCAACAUGUGGGUCUUAAAUUGACCUAGUUAUGACGCAGUGCGCACCUAAAACAAACCAAGAAAUUCAGCAAAAGAUAAAUCCUCCUGCUUCAGAAUCCGUGUUGAAGUGGUAUAUAGGCUAAUCCUUUUCCUCUCACUUGUUUACACAAACUUUCAUCACUUCCAUGUCGCCUGAUUCCUUGUUCCCAGCAGAGAAACACUGGAAGUAGGCUAGACCAGACCCCCGGAUCAGGCUUUGUCCUGAUUCUCUCUCUGGAACCGGAUUAGACCUGAAACUUCUCCUGAAACCAAAGAACCAGGAACAGUUUUAUUAAAAGAGCGUCUGGAAAACACCUUAUACGACUUUGUAUUUUAAUAUUUCUGGCGACAGCUCACACAAGAGGAGUUAACUAAUAGUUUUGGGGUUUUUCUUCCUCCAUGGUGUGGUGGUGCUGAAGGUGUACCGGUGGUCAGUUUCACUCAGACAGGACAACACACUCAGAUAAUAGAUGAUAUCAACGAGCUGAUUGAUUGGUCAGAGGGGUUGAGUGACAGCUAGAGGUGCGUCAGCGAUGGGCAGGAAGUUAGAUCUGUCGGGGCUGUCGGAGAACGAGGCGGAGCAUGUGCUGCAGGUGGUGCAGAGGGACAUGAGGCUACGCAAGACGGAGGAGCACCGCCUCAGUGAACUGAAGCAGGAGCUGGAUGAGGAGGGCAGUCGCUGCCUCCUGCUGUCACGGCAGAGUUGCUUCAACCAGCGCUGCUGCAUCCGCUGCUGCUCGCCCUUCACCUUCCUGCUCAACCCCAAGCGCCAGUGCCACGACUGCCACUACAACGUCUGCAAGGCCUGCCGGGUCUACAACAAGCGGGACAAAACCUGGCUCUGCUCCGCCUGCCAGAAGAGCAGGUUGUUGACGACACAGUCUCUGGAGUGGUUCUACACUAAUCUGAAGACUCGCUUCAAGAGGUUCGGCAGCGCCAAAGUGCUGAAGACUCUUUACAGGAAGCACCUGGCGGAGCACAGCGUGCUUUCAGAGCUUACUGAGAGCAGCGCCUACGAGGAGAGUAUCUGCAACGAGGGCAGCUUCUGUGGGAGUGACUCAACCUUCUACAGACAAACUCAAGAGCACAGCGUGGCAGAGACGAUCACUGUGGCCUUGCGGGUGGCAGAGGAGGCCAUAGACGAGGCCAUCUCCAAGGCUGAGUUUGACACUGCCAGUCAGGAGAAGCAGAAUGAGGCUCGUUAUCUGCGGGAGCACAGAGGAGAGCUCAUUGAGGAACUGUCCAAAACUAUUGUGCAAAAAAUUAUUAGUAGGAGGAAGACUUUGUAUGAGAUCAGGACAGAUUAUGACCAGGAUUGGCCACUUGAACACAACACUGACCUUCAUCGUCAUCAUCAGUCCGACUAUGAUCAAGCCUCCAGCUCCCUGAAGCACCAACCAGAUUUUUGGAUGUCACACACUGGCUUGUCAUUGUUGGACAAUGACCUUCCAGGUCUGAUACAGGACUCCUCUCUAAAGAAAGACGGAGGCGGGUCAGCCUGGAAGAGUGUAGACCGGCUGGACAACGCUGUGCUGAAGAGCCCAGAUGGGAACUGGAUCGCCCUGCAGAGUGCCCAGCUGUCUCGUCCUAGCCUGCUGACCAGGAGGAAGAGCCUGGUCUUCAGUGUCUUGGAGAAGGAGUCUGAAGUGGUGUCCGCCUAUGAAGGCAUGAACUCUGACAACGAAACCAAACCCAAGCCCGACGCCCACGAUGGGAUCCCGUCCCCGCUGACGAGCAGCACAGACAAUCUGUUUUCAGACUCUGAGGGGAACUGGAAGUCAAAUAAAUCCCUGCUGGCUGUUUUUAAGAGGAAGGUGCCUGCGGAGAUCGGGCUACCUUCACCAUCCUGCAGGACCAGCAUCAUCGAUGUGAACUUUAAUGUGGGAGGAGCCGGAGAGGAAGAGGAGAGCAAGGUGGCUGCCAAGCCAGAUGUGAGAAAAGUCAGGAGAUCACGGAAGAAAAGGAGGAGUAAAAAAGAGUUGUCAUCUUCUGUGGAUUACAGCGAGAAAGACAACCAUUCCCAAAAUCCGUCUGAUGCUACGACCCCUGACACUUUGACCUCCGGAGGCACGACCCCUGAACCUUUUCAACUUGAGAGUGACAUCACAGGUCAUGUAGCCAAUCAGAUGGAACAGGAGGUCACAUUAAAUCUACAACAGCUAGAAGAAGUUGAUGGAGAAGCGAGAGAUGCCGGUGAUAAUGGACGGAGGGAGGAAAAGAGACGAGGGACCGAGGGCAGAGAUGAAGAAGUUGAGAGUCGGUGGAGGAUGGAGAUCGACUUGGAUGAAGGAAGAACGGAUGAAGAUGAGGAAGUGGAUGAAGAGAUGAAAUACAGAUUAUACAGGCUCAUCGCACAGUCAAGGCUCACGUACCUUUCGACUGAUGAUGACUUGGACAAAGAUGGCCAGAGUGAAGAAGAAUGGGAGGGAGACAGGGAUGAAGAUACGGAGGAGGAAAAGACAGACGGACUCACUUCUAAACUCUGUCGGCUGGAAAAACAGGUCAGGGCUAACAUGUUCUCCUCCACAGAGGAUGAGCUGGACAGAGUUGGUCUGACCGAUGAAGAGAAGACAGGAGAGGAUGAGGAGGAGGAGCUGGCGGUGAAAGUGUGCAGAUUAGCUAAUCAAGCCAACGCCACCCAAUAUUCAUCCACGGAGGAUGAGUUGGACCGAGCAGGCAGAGGUGAAGAGGGGGAGGAAGCGAUAGACGAAGGGAAGUUGUGGAAACGGCAGGAGGAUAAAGAAACCCGGGCAUCUCAACUGUGCGAUUUGGCCAGUUUAGUUCGUGGUUCUCAGUUUUCUUCCACUGAGGAUGAGCUGGAUAGAGUUGGAGUGAAUGAGGUGGAGGUGGAACAGGAAAUAAAUGAAGGAGGAAUUGAGAGGGAGGAAGCAAUGGGAAAGAAUCCGGAGAGGAGAGAAUCAUUUGGAGAUUUGGACGUGGAAAUGUUUGAUUUAAGGGAUGAAAUUGAGGAAAGAAAGACAAAAGUUGUCCAGGAUAAAACAGAGGUAAAGGAAAAGAAAGAAUCCACGGAGGAGAUAGUAACAGACGAGGAUAAAAGGAUGGUAAAGGGGCACAUGUGUGAAGAAAAAGUAGAACUUUUGAAAGAGGCUAAAAAAGAAAAAGAGACAGAGGCAAGACAAGAGAUAAUAUCCUUACAUGAGCCAAAAGUCCAACGAGGAUAUCAGCCAGAGGCGAAGUGGCCUAACAAAGAGGAAGGAGAAGAGAGACAGGAAGAGGGAAAGAUUAGAGAAAGCGAAGAGAGUCAGGAUAUUGCAGCAGACAGCGAUGAGGAAAAUGCAGAGUUUGACAGAGUAAUCAGCGGCAUGUUGAUGAUGACUUUGGAGGACAUGCAGGUAGAGACAUUGAGGGAUGAAGCUGCGAAAAAUGGGAGCAAAAAUAGAGAGGCAGAGGAAGUAGAGACCGAUGUAACAACUGGAGGAUUCAAGGACAACGCGGUCGAUGCUCAAAGCAAAAAUGCAUCAAAGGACACAGGAAGUGCAAAAGAGUUUCAAAGUCGAGGCGAUAACGUGAUGCCAGAGUCGGCUGUGAGAGAAAGACCAGGAGAAAAUGCAAGAGACAUUUCCAGAAAAGAGGAGAGUGGAGAUGCUACAGGCGGAGAUGAAAAAGAGCGGCAGGAAAAAGAUACAGAUGCACAAGUAAAAAAAUUUGACAUCGAAGAGACCAAACUGACGUGUAAAAGAAUAGAAAAGGAUGACGACGAACAAGAAGAAAGAAAAGUGACGACUGAGUGGAAAAUGAUGGAGACACAGGGAGGUGCUGCAGAGGGAGAUUGUGAAAGAAAUGAAAGACUUGAAGAAACCAAAGAAGAAAAUACAGCUGACACGGAGCAGAACAGCACGUCUUCUCUUCAGGAAGGUUUACUGUCACCUGAAGACAUUCAAAAUAGGUACUCGGCGGUGUCUCUGCGCAGCAUCACCACUGAGGUCCUGAAGGUGCUGAACGCCACUGAAGAGCUGCUGCUGCUGCAGGGGGCAGAGGGAGGAGACGGCCCCCGACUCUCCAACACUUCGCUGCCCCCAAACACAGACCCCAAGAAACUAGAUCAACAGUUCUGUAGACUGGAGGAGAACGUUUACAUGACAGCUGGAGAGGUGUACGGUCUGGAGGCAGAGCUGAGUGACCUGGAGACGUGCGCUAGGGGCAUUUGCAGCAAUACGUCCGACAUGGAGCUGUCCUUCCUGGAGGAGCAGGUAGCAUCAGCAGCUGCUAAGGUUCAACAGUCUGAGCUACAGGUUUGUGACAUCUCGGCCAGAAUUGCUGCUUUGAAGAGUGCCGGCCUCAAUGUGGAGACACAACAGUCACGCUUCACUAAGACCAAGACCAUUCCCUUUAUGCCCUUCACUGUGGACUCAUCAAGACAGCGGAGGAGGCGAUUACCUGCACCACCAGUGAAAGAAGACAAGGAGGAAAUCUAAAUUAUCGAGCCAGGACCUUUGCCUCCAACACAGCAGUGCCUUGACCUAGUCACCCUGCAGCCGACAGACCAGUCCCAUUCAGAUACCAUUUGCCUUAAUUUUAUUUUUAGACUAAACAUGCCUCAAAUAAUACGGGACACUAAUACUGUGUGUCACUGCAGGAAACUGUUGAUUCUCGUGUCAUCUUAUCAAAAUCUACAGUAGAUAACUUUAUGAACUACUUUAUUAACAGUUUUAAAAAUGUAUCAGCAUUGAUCAAUCUGGUGAAGAGAAGGAGCAGGUUAAACCCUCAGUUAACUAGAAAAUAACCAACGUUUGAGUUUUUUAGAUUUCCAAAGAGUGAAAUGAUUACAUUAUUGUAUUACAGCAUGUGAAAAAAAAUCCUAUUUUUUAAAUUAUAAUACUUUUUAUAGACUUCAUUUGAACAUCAUUAGUUGUCCAUUUAACUUGCAGACGAAUAAAGCUAUACAAAUACUGUACAGUGACUAAAAGACACUAAAACCUGCAAUUUACAGUUUUACCGUUACCAUAUUAUAAAUAUACAGAUUACACAUACGUGGGAAAAAUUAUAGCAUGUCAGAAAAAUAUGAGACUACUGUAUCAUGUCUAAAUAAAUAUAGACCUGUAUUUUUCAGUUUUUGUAAAGUUGCAGUGUACAUUUUGUACAACAAACCAAUCAGCAAAUAUAUUGUUUUCUGUCUUUAUUAAGUAAAAAUAUGUUAUGCACCGAGGUAAAACUGUGCACCCUGUUUGCUCCUCAGAUGAAGGUGGAAUUUAGUCUGUAUUUUUGAGAUGAGGAUAUGACACCUAAAUAUGACAUUCCUCUUUGUGAAGGUGGUGUGGGAACACCACAUAACAGCCGUCUUUGAGAGGAAUGGUCUCAAAACAAACAUUCAGCAGUGACACCUCCAGGGUUGGAAAUUAACUUUUUUUCCGCCUGCCACUGUGGUGGAUUCCUAAAUCCACUGGCUACCGAUUGCCAUGGUUUUUUUUUUGCUGGUGAGUGAAGAAAAUCGAGCAGCCACUUGCAUAUUUUACCAGCAUUUAGCUGGUGGCUGGUGAUAAUUUCCAACCCUGGACCCCUCUCGCUCUUUGUGAUGCUGCAUUAACAAACGAGUGACCUGAGCAAAGUAAAUAGCAGUUUUUAGCUUUUUUACAUUAGGUAUGCUUCAUCAAGCUAAACUGUAAAUAUAAUAUUCUGUAGUUACAUUUUCCUCACAGAGGUUUGGCGUUUUCCUCUCUGAACACUCAAAUUCUGUCCUUAAAAU